AUGGAGUCCUGCAGCUGCUACGAGCACGAUGCAGCAACAAUAAUGCCGAUACUCGUAUCCCAAUUGCCGUAUUCCACAACUCUCCUCAGGCGCAUCCAACACGGCAUCGCCUACCCAUCAGCAACCGCCAAGAUUCUUGCAACUUUCCCUGCCGGCUCAACCCCUGACCCUAAAUUUCCGUGGCUGGCUGCGCGGGUGGAUCUAUUUCUCGGCCGCGAGACCCAGAUGCACAUCUACUCCAGCCUUGAAGCGGAGCCAUCAACCCCGAUCGACGCUGUCAGCGUCAGCCAUACCCAAAUUAACACAGCCGCGACUGCGGAACCCAUUUCCAGUUCCAAUUCCAUCGUUUACACCCUCUCAGCACCCCAGCCCGUCCGAGACCUGGUCCGCGCGCAACUAUUGGCCCUACUCUCUCACGUCAAAACCCACUUCCUGCCGCCUUACCUGUCAUCUUUGUCUCGAGGCCGGGAUCCGAUUUCAGCUACGCCAGCCGACGUCGAUCCAAACAAUGCAGAGAAAAAUGCUCGUGUGGCUUCGGCGAUCACUGACAAUGGCGUGCCCCUGAUCCCCGCGCCUAACCCACAAGCGUUCCUGAUCGGAAGCCUUCAUACAGGUCUCUUUGCGCUACUCCAGCGAUCGGGCACCUACACAGCGGACGAUUCGCUACCCAAUAUUCGGGUUCAUCGCUUCGAUAAUCCACCCUAUCAUAAGUACUUUUUCCGGAGAUCCGAGUUUGCAUCCGCGGAAGCGGAUGCGCAGGCGGAAGCGUCUGGCAGUCCGGCUGGUGCUGAUCUUUUUGCUGAUCUCUCCCUGCCGCCUGGUUACCGGUUCUCGGAUCGUCACGGUAGAUUUGGUGUUCUUGAUGGGCAUUUGGAUCUUGUGCAGAGUCGCACGCAUAUUCCCAGAUCCAGGAAGCAGCUCUCUUCUUUGUCUGGUAUGGCGCUUUAUUGUGAUAGCGAUGGUUCUAUGGAUGGUGGGCGUGAGAUUGGGACUGGUGAUGAAAUGCCUAUUGCGUGGGGUUUCCUUGGUGUUGAUGGUUCUUUGGCUACGCUACAUGUUGAGCCUGAGCAUCGUGGGAAGGGUCUGGCGCUACUUUUGUCUAAGGCGAUCAUGCGUCACGGUAUGACUGCUGAUGGGAUUUUUGGGGCUGAAACUAUUCAGUCUGGAGAUCAAUUGGCUCGUGAGCAGGUUGCGGAGUGGACGCAUGCUGAUGUGUCUGGAGAUAAUAAGGCAAGUCGGAGGGUUAUGGAGAAGAUUGGAGGUAAAGUUUUGACGACGGUCACUUGGACUGUCAUUGAGCUUUGCGAUUGA
Messenger RNA from Penicillium nucicola, 1311 nucleotides. RefSeq lists its product as uncharacterized. The coding region runs from base 1 to 1311 and encodes 436 amino acids. Lineage: Eukaryota; Fungi; Ascomycota; Eurotiomycetes; Eurotiales; Aspergillaceae. The record is from RefSeq and is a predicted model, not a curated record. The transcript has a single exon.